Messenger RNA from Sporothrix schenckii 1099-18, 1008 nucleotides. Its product is annotated as u4 tri-snrnp-associated. Gene Ontology annotation, cellular component: precatalytic spliceosome. Gene Ontology annotation, biological process: RNA splicing. The coding region runs from base 1 to 1008 and encodes 335 amino acids. The record is from RefSeq and is a predicted model, not a curated record. The transcript has a single exon. Lineage: Eukaryota; Fungi; Ascomycota; Sordariomycetes; Ophiostomatales; Ophiostomataceae.
AUGGCAGACUCUGGCUACCGACGGAAUCGCCGGCCAGACGGCGACCGAGAACGCGGCAGUGGCAGCAACCGCCACCGUGACCGCAACGACCGCGACUACGAUCGGGAUCGUGGUGGCCGUGGACGUGAUGACCGUGGGCGUGACGACCGUGGGCGUGACGACCGUGGGCGUGACGACCGUGGUGGCCAUCGCCGCUACCGGUCGCGCUCACGCGACGGCAGAGACUAUCGGGACCGCGACCGCGACCGCGACCGGCGCGACAAUCGCCACAACGACCGCAGCGAUCGUGGCGACCGCGAGGACCGCCGCCGGUCCGCCUCGCCGGACCGCCGCAGCGGCAGCCCCCCGUCGCUGUCCUCGUCUCGACUCACACCACCACCGCCUCCUCCGCCUCCGCCACCCUCUCGCCGCGCGGCUGGCGGCGGCCCCAACAAGAACCACCGCCGGGCACCGAAUGGAAGAAGGGCUGACGAGGACGACGACGACGACGACGACGACGACGACGAGCAGGGCGGCCUCCUGCGCAACAGCGCCUCGGCGGGCCUGCCGAAUAGAACGCGUGCGCGGCCCGGUGAGAGCACGUCCACGCCCACGACGUCUGCGUCUACCGUCGCCCCCAUGUCCUUCCGUGUCGGUGGGGCCCACAACGGCAGCAGCAGAAGCAACAGGCACUACGACGACGCUGGAUAUGGAGAGGCCGACGGCUACGACGAUGCGGACGGCCACGACGACGGCGAGGCCGACAUGGAGGCCGGUGGCAGUGGCGGCGAUGUCGACGGCGACGGGGACGGCGACGGCGACGACGACGACGACGACGAUGUCGAGGUCGACGACGAUGGCAUGGAUGCCAUGCAGGCCAUGAUGGGGUUCAGCGGCUUCUCGUCCACCAAAGGCACCAAGGUGGCGGGCAACAAUGCAGGCGCCGUCCGCAAGGCCAAGCGCACCCAGUACCGCCAGUACAUGAACCGCCAAGGCGGCUUCAACCGGCCGCUCAGUCCGUCGCGGUAA